This is a messenger RNA of Dama dama (fallow deer), 1862 nucleotides long. RefSeq names its product heat shock factor binding protein 1 (gene HSBP1). NCBI's taxonomy places the organism in Eukaryota, Metazoa, Chordata, Mammalia, Artiodactyla, Cervidae. Gene Ontology annotation, cellular component: cytosol; nucleus. Gene Ontology annotation, molecular function: transcription corepressor activity. The transcript is spliced from 4 exons. The record is from RefSeq and is a predicted model, not a curated record. Bases 109 to 339 code for a protein of 76 amino acids. Gene Ontology annotation, biological process: cellular heat acclimation.
AAAACUGGCCUCGGUCGUCGCGAGAAGUAGCCGCUGGGGCGUCUGCGCGAACAAACGGAAGUAUAGGUGAAGGUCUGAGGCAGCACCGCCAAGCUGGGCACCGGGGAGAUGGCCGAGACUGACCCCAAGACCGUUCAGGAUCUCACCUCAGUGGUGCAGACACUCCUGCAACAGAUGCAAGAUAAAUUUCAGACCAUGUCCGACCAGAUCAUUGGAAGAAUUGAUGACAUGAGCAGUCGCAUUGAUGACCUGGAGAAGAACAUAGCAGACCUCAUGACGCAGGCCGGGGUGGAAGAGCUGGAUGGUGAAAACAAGAUCCCGGCCACACAGAAGAGCUGAAGGUUGCUUGUCUUCGCUGGAAUCUGGAACACCUUUUUACAAGCCAAGAGGAGACAGUUGGCUUUUUCAACUAACUACUAUGUGUAGACAGGUUUUAUAUUAUAAAGUGUGCAUUCUUCUUACCACAUACUAUAGAGUUAGUUUAUGGAGUGACUUCCCUCCCCUGCCCCCCAUGUUUCCUAAACAUGGUGACUUCACAUCUUGGACCUUGGUCAGUUGUGCUAUUAAACACUAAAACUUUGGCAGUUCCUGCAUACAGUUGUCCAACUUUCUAGUGUAUUUUCGUGAGGUUAUUUUUUUUUCUGUCAUUCCCUUUGUAGUAGUUGCUGUUUGAUAGAAGUUGCUGUGUGAUUUUUCUAUUAGACAUAGAGUAAACUCUUGGUUAUAAUUAGAUUUUGUGAAGUAAGGCGUUUAUAGUUAAGGUUCUUUGAUUCUCAGAGUGAACCAUUGAGUGAACACCAAAUAGUGUGUUGGUGAUACUUUUCAAGUGGUUAAAAACAUUUAAAAUUGUGUAUUCGGAAUAUCUGGCACUACUGUGUCGCCAAAACUCAGAAUUGAACCACGAUCUUAUAUCUGGGUCCCUGAGGCCAGAUGCCACAGUAACUUAGAGUGACCACUGCCACUUUAGUGUUAGAAUUUUUAAAUAUGGAAAAUAACAGAGUUGCCUGAUGUGAUAAGGCUUUCAGUAGUUAGAAUUUUGCAUGAGAUUUGAAUUCUUCAGUCAGACCCUACACUGUCCAUUCACAGUUGUUACCAUAGGAAAUCUGGCAGGAUUGUACAACUCAGUUACUCCCAUCUUUUGAGCUACUGGCCAGUAAAAGAAACAGAAAAGGAAAACAGACCAUGUUAAGCCCACACCAGUUGUCUGGCUAGAAGGUGAUAAAUAACUUGUAGUAGGCUUGAGUUUUUCAGAAACACUGCUGCUUUAUACUGUUCCUUCCUGAAUUCAAGCAGAGCAGUGGCUUUAUUCCUGAUGAUGCUGCUCAGCUGAGUGUGUCAGGAGUUUUGAUCCUGGAGGCAGUGUUGACGGGAAGGGGAACCACGUGACUGUCGCAGCAGGGUGAUUUUGUAGAGAAAAUGGAAGAAGUUGAGGAAUGAAAUAGUGUUAUGGAGAGGAAAGCCCGUAGUCAACACAGUAUGAUUUUUUUAAAGUUUCCUAUGUCACCAGUCUUAAUUGUUUGUAUUGCAAAUGUAUAAUAAGAUUAAGGAAUAAUGUGUCCUGUUUAUAAAGUAUCUGGGGAGCACAAAGGGUUCAGUUUCUUCUGGACAAGAUGGAUUCCCCGCUGUUAGCCCCGAGCUGCAGAAAGCCCUUCACUGGGCUGGUGGGUCCUGCUGUGGGUUUGGCCCUGAAAGCCCAGAGCGUGCUGGGGCGGGACAGGAGCUCAUGCAGGUGCUUCCAGGCCUGGGAGACGGCAAGUGGGCAGUCGGGCGUGAGGAGCUGGCUUCUUUAAGUAACAGGAAGUUUUCAGAGGAAACUCCCCUGACCAAAAAUACCUGCCAUGAAUAAAGGUGCCUGAAAUCCU